Xiphias gladius (swordfish) is the source of this 12284-nucleotide messenger RNA. RefSeq names its product striated muscle enriched protein kinase a (gene spega). Gene Ontology annotation, biological process: protein phosphorylation. Lineage: Eukaryota; Metazoa; Chordata; Actinopteri; Istiophoriformes; Xiphiidae. Gene Ontology annotation, molecular function: ATP binding; protein kinase activity; protein binding. The transcript has 42 exons. Bases 647 to 10885 code for a protein of 3412 amino acids. The record is from RefSeq and is a predicted model, not a curated record.
GGAGUUGGGCAUGAAGCAGUGAGACGGGGGAGACGGGGGAGACAGGAGAGAAAGAGCAGACCUGUAUCAUGAGCUGAUUUCAGUACUUAGGAGCCUAAAAAGGUUAGAAGGGUAUUUUUUAAAAUCGUACUCAAUAACGGCAAUAACGAAAAAACACAAGACCGGAAGGCCAGAGUGGUUUGACAUUUAGGAAGAAGGAUCUCUCUCUCUCUCUCUCUCUCUCCUUCGCUCUGUCUCACCCCUCUUCACCGGGGUUAAAGCUGUUGAAAGGGACCAUGGCGGUGGCUGCUAAUGCUACAUGAUCUAGGGGGGACUUACACCUACAGCCCAUGCUCGCUAAAGGACACGUAGAGACACGGGCUUUAGCAAAUGAUUUGACAUGAAAUAUUUUCCUCCAUGGAUCUUGUUACCUUAAUUUGGACUUUGCGGGGAUGUCCAAAGGGAUUCCUUUCAGCUUUAAUGGCAAAAGUCAGUCCCCGGUGCAACAGCCCAGGUGAAACAGCCCACAUACUCCCUGUGAUCCAAGAGAUAUCUGAAUCGAUGAAGUCUUUCAGAAGAGGCCUUCAAUAACUGCAGCUCAUCUUCAUACCCCAAUCAAUUACCAGAUAUAAGGUGCAGAACGUAAAGAAGUGUGAAAGAAAUCAGGAUGGCAGAAGUCCCCGGAGCCAGUCCCAGUCUCGACAUCCCUUCCAAGAGGCGCAAGGUCACCAAGGACCGUAUUGUUCCAGACACUGGGGCCGCAACGCAAGAACCCACGCCUCCGGUUUUCAUCCGUAAGCUCCGCAAGGCGGCAGUAGGAACAGGCUGUGAUAUCCGACUGAGGGUGUCGGUGACAGGAUUUCCAAAACCUGUGCUGACCUGGUACCACAACGACGAGCUCCUGUCACCAUCAGAAGCCCAGGACUCAGGGGGACUGUGGAUACGGGACUGCCGCACAAGCGACGCUGGCUUGUAUACCUGUGUGGCGACCAAUGAGCUGGGAGAGGCAACCUGCAGUGCUGUCCUGGCCAUCAUGGACCUUGGUGAAGACUCUGAGACCACAGAGGAUGAGACCACAGAACCUCAGAUGGAAACCAAGGAAGGGGCCGGGAGGCACCAGGACAAGGCUGGACGGAGAGGACCUUCAGGUGAGGGAGGAAGGCUGAUGGACUACAACCCAGAUGCUUCAGAUCGCAGGGCCACCCUCCCUAGCGCCUAUGACCCUGUGGUGGAGCGAGAGCUCCGCACUUUGGGCUCCCGCCCUCCGGGGCCCCACUUGGACCCCACAAACCCAGCCAGGACUCAAACUGCUGGCGAACCACGGGGGCUCUCCUCCCGUGUGCCCCUGUCUUCUCCCCAGCCCCCUCCCACUACACACAAAAACGGCAUCAGUACCCCAAGCCAAGACCCGGAUAAUACCAGACCUUCGGAUCCCUGGUCUUCUAAAGCAGACCAGUCAUCUAGUGUUAACAGUGUUAUUAUGACACCCAAACUGGCUCGUGCAGGGCCCAAGGUCUUUGACAAGGUCUGUGUUUUUGAGGAGCGAAGGGUGAGCGUGGAUCUGCCAGGAGGAGUCGGAUCGGUAUCAGGAUUUGGACGGGCAGCUUCCUUCGACUCAGACGACAGCGGAAAGAAGACAGGAGGCCCCAGCAAAGACGAAGGCCGAAUCCUGCAGGGCACAGCCCAGAAGCGAGCGGCGUUUAAGCAACGGGCCUCCUCUUUAGAGGAGCAGACGAGCUACUCCCAGCGGGUCCAGAGCUACCAGAGCAAGUUCGCUGAAGAGCUCCAGAGGAUCAAGAAACUUGUGGGGAAACCUAGCUUGAAAAAGGCUUAUUCCACCGAGCUGCUGCCGCGGAAAGAGAGGAUGACCAUGGGAAAGCUAGAGCCCAUUCCUCCCCAAGUGAUUAAAAAGUUGGAGGCCAGGGAGCGAGCCCUGGAGGAAAGAAAAGUUGGAGAGAGGGAGGGGGAGAGCAGACUGCAGAUUUCCCCCCAGGCCCAAGGCAAAGGUCUGGGGAAUGAAAGUAACAACCCUGAAAAGGAUAAGAUGACUAAGCCAGAUUCACAGGGGAAACCAGUGGACAGCUCAUCACGAGGAAGCGCAGGGAAAAACUCUGUUACCAUGGAGACGGCACCAGUUCACCAGUUACCAGGGCAACCAUUGCCAACAGCCACAAGGACCAGCUUCACCAGGGAAAAACUACAAAGCUCUCCAGUAGCUGACAAAGACACACUUGUUGCCACGUCCCGCAAAUUCUCGUCCACUUCCAGAGACCUGGGGACAGAUUUAAGGAUAGACGCCAAGAUGGACAACAAAGCAGACCACGGAUCACCCGUCCCGCACGGAAGUAGAGCAUCCCCAGUCACCGUGAGGGAACCAGGGUCCCAAUAUCCACCCAAGCCCCCUCGGCUCACCCCGUCACCCACUCCUUCCAUCAGCCCUCUCCUGAAAAGGAGGAAGGCGGAGGUGGGGCGGACGUCCCCAGCCUUGAAAGUGAACAUCCCCGCUAUCCUGGUGGAGGACGAACCCAUUGAGACAGAAUGCGUCGCAGACAGGAGCAACGAGGACAGCAAGACCAGCAGGGAAGAGGGGAGAGUUCGCAAGAGCAAGAGAGGUCGCUCUGCUCCACACCGGUCUCCGGAGGAAGGUAACAGAGCACAGGCAGUCCCACAUGAGCCCGACCUGUCGUUUCCAGGGGGCUCGUCCGAUGACUCUUACCUGUCUGCUGACGAGGAGCCAGCUGAGGGCCCGAGGUUUGAGAGGCCUCUUGCGGAAACCACGGCUCCCAGCGGCUCGGAGGUCACGCUGACAUGUAUCAUCACUGGGAGCCCACCCCCUACAGUGACAUGGAGGAAGAACAAUGUGGAGAUACGGAGCGAUGCUUUCCACGCGGUGAAGGCUGAGGGAGGGAGGCACAGUCUGGCGAUAAAGCAGAUGGGGCCGAGCAACGCUGGGUCGUACUGCGUCACGGCUGCCAACGCAGCGGGCAGAGCGUCCUGCAGCGCCACGCUCUACAUCCAGUCAGAGCCAGCCCACAUGCAGUGUGGAAAACCAGCCGUUUCCCCGGAAGUCAGUAGUCCGAUCCAGUCAGAUGAGGAGUAUCUGAGCCCUCAGGAGGAGGCGAUGGAGCUCGGGGACCCGCCCGCUCCGAGUAAAAGUGUCCACUUCAAAGAGCCUCCCUCGUUUCAGGUGGCACCGUGUGACCAGGGGAUAACUGAGGGUCAGGACGUCAUCAUCUCAGCGAAGGUCAAAGGGCAUCCCAAACCCACGAUUUCCUGGUUGAAGGACAGAGUCACAGUAAAGACGGCGGGGCGCUUCGCUGUGCGAGAGACUGAUGAUGGCACCGGUGAAAUGAGAAUCGGCUCAGCGCAGAGGUCGGACGCAGGGCUUUACAUCUGCAAGCUCAUAAACGAGUAUGGGAGCAGGCAGGCGGAGUGCAGACUGGAGGUCACAGCGGCUGCAACACAAGCAGCACUGAGAAUCACGAGGGAGGUAAAGGACGUGCUAGUGAGGGCUGGAGAGUCGGCCAUGUUCGAGUGUCACAUCACAGGACCUCCGGAUGUGGACGUGGACUGGCUGUCCAAUGGGAAGCUGAUCCAACCAGCACUGCUCAACUGUAAGAUGCACUUUGAUGGAAAGAGGUGCCAUCUGCUGCUAAACUCUGUACACGAGGACGAUAGUGGGACAUACACUUGCAAGCUAAGCACUGCCAAAGAGGAGCUGACCUCAAGCGCAAACCUGGGGGUCACCCCAUCCAAGGAGCCUCUGUUCACCCGUAAACUGGACAUCCUGGAGGUCAUCGAAGGUCGCACUGCCCGGUUUGACUGUAAGGUGAGCGGAUCACCUGUUCCACGAGUCACGUGGAUGCACUUUGAGAAACAAGUGGAGGAGAGUGAUAAUGUUCGCAUCCUUCAAGAGGGGGGUCGUCACUCACUUGUCAUCACCCACGUCAGCAGCAACACAGAAGGCUUCUACACAGCAAUCGCUCAAAAUAUUCAUGGAAAGUCUGAAUGUACAGCUGAGCUCUACAUGCAGGAACCCCGGGCUGCCAUCUCUUCUCACAUGGCCAAAUUGGAGAAGAUGCCAUCCAUCCCCGAGGAGCCCGAAGUGCUGGAGAGUGAGGUGGAGAAGCGGACGAUGCCGGACUUUGUCAAACCCCUGGCUGACGUGGAGGUCCUUGAAGGGAAAGAGGCGGUGCUGAAAUGCAAGGUGGCGGGCCUGCCCUACCCAACCAUCGCCUGGUACCACAACGGCAAGCCCAUUGAGAGCAGCGAAGAGCGCAAAAUGACCCAGUACAGGGAUGUCCACAGUCUGGUCAUUCGGAGCAUUUGUCACGCUCAUAGGGGCGUCUACAAGGCCGUCAUCUCCAACAAAGUGGGCAAAGCAGCUUGCUAUGCACAUCUGUAUGUUACAGAUAUUGUCCCUGACCCUCCUGAUGGUCCUCCGGUGAUAGAGGCCAUUACGGGGAAAACUAUAAGCCUCAGCUGGAAGAGACCAAAGAGGCUUGACCCUUCAUUUGAUACCAGCUCCUUGCUAUAUGUGGUCCAGCAGCAGCCUCUGGGCUCUAUCCAGUGGUCUGUUGUGGCAUCUAACCUGAGGGAGAACAACUACACCGUCACCUCCCUGUCCAAGGGAGUGCGCUACGCUUUCAGGGUCCUGACAUCUACCGGCAAGACACUGAGCAAACCGUCACCCUCCACUGACCUGGUACAGCUGCUGGACAGAGGACCCUAUUUGAGGAAAGCACCGGUCAUUUUGGAGAAACCAGACAUCGUGUAUGUAGUUGAGAACCAACCUGCGACCAUCACCAUCACCCUAAACCAUGUCCAUGCGGUUGUCACCUGGAAAAGGAGGGGGGUGGUGCUGGUCAACAAACCGGGGAUGCAUGAGAUGAGCAUGCCAGACGACGAUCAGCACACCCUCAAGCUUCAGCGGGUCAGGAGCACAGACAUCGGCCAGUUGGUGGUCACGGCCAGCAACCACUUUGGCAGCGACCUCUGCACGCUUCAGCUAGCCAUGGCCGUGCCUCCUAAGUUUGAAACCAUCAUGGAGGAUGUGGACGUGCACGUUGGGGAGACGUCCCGUCUGGCUGUUGUGGUUGAAGGGAGACCAGACCCAGAUAUUCUGUGGUAUAAGGAUGACGUGCUUCUCUCGGAAAGCAGCCACUUCACAUUUGUGUAUGAUGACCCGGAAUAUUCCCUUGUUGUCCUCAAUGCCCGCCCAGAACACUCCGGUGUGUACACCUGCACUGCGAAGAACCUGGCCGGCUCCAAUUCCUGCAAGGCUGAGCUCACGGUUCACACAGAGCGAAAAGAAGCGGCAGAGCCAAUGGAGGACGAGGGAACCAUUCUGCGGAAGAUGAGGCGUUUGACGGAUUACUAUGAUAUCCACAAAGAGAUAGGGAGGGGGGCCUUCUCCUAUGUGAAGAGAGUGACUCAGAAGAAGGGAAAGGCCGAGUUUGCUGCCAAGUUCAUUUCUGCACGAGGAAAGAGGAAAGCCUUGGCCCUCAGAGAGAUGGACCUGCUGUCUGAGCUGGACAGCGAGAGGAUUCUCUAUUUCCACGACGCCUUUGAGAAGAAGGACGUGGUGGUGCUCAUCACAGAGUUAUGUCACGAGGAGUUUCUGGAAAGAAUGGCCAAGAAAACGACGGCCAUGGAACUGGAGAUCCGCUCUAGUGUUCAGCAGGUUUUGGAGGGUCUUCGUUAUCUCCACCAAAAAAACAUUGCCCACCUUGAUAUAAAGCCAGAAAAUAUUUUAAUGGCAAGACCUGGCAGUGACCAGAUCCGCAUUUGUGACUUUGGAAAUGCCAUAAAACUGGAGACUUCAGAGGAGUACUACUGCAAAUACGGCACGCCGGAGUAUGUUGCACCAGAGAUUGUUAACCAAACUCCCGUCUCCACGGCAACUGACAUAUGGCCUGUUGGUGUCAUCACUUACCUCUGCCUGACCGGUGUGUCUCCCUUUGCUGGUGAGAAUGACAGAGCGACUGCCUUAAACAUCCGCAACUACAACGUGGCGUUUGAGGAGAGCAUGUUCUCUGACCUCUGCAAAGAAGCAAAGGGAUUUGUCAUCAAACUUUUGGUGGUGGACAGGCUGAGGCCGAGUGCCAUUGAGUGCCUUCGUCAUCCUUGGUUCAAGUCACCAACAAACAAGAGCAUCAGCACAGUGUUGCUAAAGCAAGUUCUGUCUAGAAGGCGAUGGCAGCGUUCCCUUAUCAGCUACAAAGCCAAGAUGAUUAUGCGGUCCAUCCCAGAGCUCCUGAAUGACUCAUCCAGCCACGUCUCCAUUGCUGUGGGCCGGCAUUUAAAAGAAGGCUCCCCACCCCUUUCCUCUUCCUCUGAUUCAGAUGCAGAUGUUGAUGAGCUUCCAUUCAUUCCUAUGCCACUGUCCAUGGCCUUUUCUGGUUCCAGGGUCUCCCUUAAUGAGAUCCCAGGGGAUGAAAAUGUCACCGGAUUGCCCAGUGUCGCUGCUGAUGGAACAAGAGAAAAAAACAAUAUGGCGGUAGCAAGUGCAACAGGAGGAGCUAGUAACAGGUUGAAAGAUGAAGAGGAAACCCCAAAUGGGGAGAAAAUGGAAAAGACCAAACGAGUUCCCCUUAAAAAAGGAACAAGUGUGGAGUCAGAUGAAUCAGAGACAAAAGCAAGGAGGGCUACCAUGAGGAGAGGAAGUUCUGCCGAUUCAGCGCUGCUUCUCCACAUUGACUCAGAAGAGGGAAAUGCCAAUGCGGAUUCAGAGGAAAGUAACAAGAGCCUGAAAAAAUCUGUUUCUAUGGAACUGCCCAAUCGCAGCCCAAGCCCCGGGGCGGCAAAGUUAAGCCAGGAGGAUUAUGCGCUAAAACUGGAACUGAUGAGACAGCGGCUGCUCAGGGGAGGAAGCAUGGACAAAAAGAUGAGCGGCCUGCGAGGGCCCUUGUUUGAAACUCUAGGCAUGGAAGAUGAGAGGCAAACAGGUUCUCUAGAUCGAAAUUUGAGGAGAUCCAGAGCAGGGCAAUCAACAUUCACCAGAGCAGCGUCUUCUGACAGUCCUGGAGAGGACACGCCAAAGACCAAAGUUUUUUGCAAAAGCGCCUCCUUCACUCAGGGGGAUUCUGAACCCAUGCCACUGCACCGCAGGUUUGGAGCGCCUUUAGAGAUCCCAUCUGUGGGCAAUAGUAGCAUGGAAGGGAAAAAGCUCCAGGAGGCAAUCUCAAUGUCCGCCCUAACAGAACAGACAACACUGGAGUCUACAUCUACCUCCCCCACGGAGAGGACUUCGUUUAUACUCCCAACACCAGGAGUGGACCAACAGCAAAAACAAAACAAUGUGAAAGAACACAGGGACAUAGAUGGGAUAACAGAGAAAAGGACCAAAACCCACUUCGAAGAGGCAGAUAGAGUAGAAUAUGAGUCCAGAUCACCCUCUGUAAUUACUCCUAUAAUUGUGAUAGAGGAGGAUGAUGAUGAAGAAGAGAGGAAAGAAAAUCAGGAGUUAGAUAUUAAUGAAACAUCUGACAAGGCCCAAUCCAAAGAUCCCUUGGCUACAGCCAAGUCAAAUAAUACGACGUACACGGAUACCCCUACAUUACCUGAACAUCCAGCAGUAUUUGCCAAAGUAGCAACUGCUGACCGAACUCGUGGUUCUAUUUCCACAUCAUCAAAUCCUGAUCUUCCUGCCAGCCCCCGACAACCUGUGCUCAGAACAGACAUCAAAGAUAUUGACUCAGAGGAGGUCUUUGAAGCCAGGUUUAAGAAACGGGAGUCGUCUUUGACCCGUGGACUCCGAAAAUUGACCAGAAACAAAUCAGAGGAGAAAUCCCCGUUACUAAGCCGGAAGACAGUUGAGGGGGGCGAAGAGGUUUACAGGCCGGGUCCAAGGGGGGCACCUCUUGAAAUGGUAUCCAAGGGACUAAAGGAGAAAUCCAAAUCUGUUCAAGAUUUAAGAGAAGAAGAUAAGGAACCUGGCUUUAGUCUAAUUGGGAGGUUGUCCUUGCGGGCCAAGAGGUCAACAUCUGUUGAUAAGAGGGGUGAGAAACCAAAGGAGGAAAAGCAUCAGGAAAAGCAUCGGGAUGUGCAGGAAUCUGCAGUAAGCAAGAGGGUUUCAUGGGCUAUUGGUCGUAGCAAGUCCCUGGAUACGAAGGAGCUGAACAGUGCAGGGGCACAGAGGCAGCUGGAGGAGAGAGAGCAAAGAAAAGAUGAGGAGUCAUCGGUUUCUGCUAUGAGGCGCAAGUUUGAGUCCAAAGUGGCCGGAAUCUCUGCCAAAAUAAGGACCCUGUCAGAGGAAAGAAAAGAUAAAGAUGCUGGGGGAAGUCAGAAGGAGCUGGCACAAAAGGAUUUAAAGAAAGUCACAGAUUCCCCUGUCCUGGCAAUGCGACAGAAGUUUGAGGACAAAGUGGCAGGAAUAACAACGAAAAUUCGCAGUCAGUCUGAGGAGAGAAAAGGAGAUGCGGAGGGAAAGAGGACACCCCUGUUUAAUCGCCACCGUCAUACCCAAUCUGAGGGGCGUGGGCUCAAAGGAAUGGGCAUCCCUGAGAAUCAACUAGCAAAACAGACCAGCGCUGGUGCGUCCAAAGAAUCGAUUGAGUCCGCGUCUAGCAUCCAUUCUGAAAGAGCCUCAGAGAGCGACAGGCGAUCACGGUGGGACAGGUGGGGCUUGACAAGGGGCAAGAAAGACAAAACUCCUUCCCAAUCUGAUCUGCCUUCAAACGUCCCCAAAGAGGAGGGUUUGUCAAAAAGCCAGCAGUUUAUCCGCACUGCUUCGGAUUUUGCUCCAGUGUUCCACAUCAAACUGAGAGACCACGUCUUAUUGGAAGGGGAAACCAUCACUCUUAGCUGCCUCCCAGCUGGAAGUCCACAUCCAGAAAUUACAUGGAUGAAAGAUCGAAAACCACUGGCGGUGGAUGACAGAAUCCACCUGAUCUCCCACCCAGAUGGGAGGCAGCUUCUUAAGAUCGUGACGUCCAGCCGGAGGGACGCUGGAAUUUAUGAAUGUCAGGCUACCAACCCCAUAGCUACCACCACCACCUCCUGUACACUCUCCAUAGCUUGUGUCCCGAAGCGGCCGGGGACCCCCGAAGUCCCCCAGACCUACAACAACACAGCCCUGGUGCUCUGGAAGCCAGCGGACACCAGGGCCCUGUGCAGCUACACACUAGAAAGGAGAUCAGAGGGGGAUUCCCACUGGCUGACUGUGGCGACCGGAGUCGCCGACUGCUACUACAAUGUCACCAACCUGCCACCAGGCGGCACCGUGAGGUUCCGGGUCUCCUGCGUCAACAAGGCCGGGCGGGGACCGCACAGCGGCUGCUCCGCCCCGGUCCGCCUGGACUCAACAGCUGAAGGCGUGUCUGCCGUGGGGAGGACAGUCCCGACCCCACCUGAACCACUGGCCACCUCUUCAGCGCCAGUGCGUCCAUUCAAACCAGUCCAGAGCAGCGCUCCCAGGAUGACUGUCCCCGCUAUCAACCCCACCUCUCCAAAAGAUUCAGCCUCCCCCGCUGCUUUCCCUCCUCCUGCUACGUCACCCUCCAAAAUGGUGGUCGCGCCCAACCCUCCAUCCUCUCUGCCCUCGAGCCCUGCGACAAACCCUCCAUCACCAGCUGCAGGCACAACUGCCGAGGAGGCUCAGAAAAUAAGCUCCAAUCUUCCCUCUUCAGCCACGGUCAAAGCACCUCCAUCCUUUGUCCUCCCCAAACCCCAGAGUCCAGUAAACGUGGUGACCCCUAUGACCCAGACCCCGCACAUAUCACCCCCGCCUCCCCUUGUAACCCCACCCUCGACCCCGACAAAACCAGCGGUGGCCUCCGUGCCCACGUAUGUCCCCACCACAACCAUCACUGCUCGUGUGGCCCCAACUCCUGUCUCCUUUUCCCCCCAAGUGCUCCAGGCAUCCAGCCUGAGCCCCAUCGGUGAAGCGGCCAGUACCCCGCCCAGAGGCGCUGCGCCCUCCGCCACUCUACGACAGGGGGUCCCACAGAAGCCCUACACUUUCCUGGAUGAGAAAGCCAGAGGUCGGUUUGGAGUGAUCCGGGAGUGCCGCGAGAACGCAACGGGCAAAAUCUACAUGGCAAAGAUCGUUCCCUACAGUCCGGAGAACAAGCCGGAAGUCCUGAAGGAGUACGAGAUCCUGAAGUCCCUUCACAACGAGAAGGUCAUGGCUCUGCACGAAGCCUAUGUCACGCCGCGCUACCUGGUGCUGGUGGCAGAGUACUGCACCGGCAAAGAGCUGCUGUACAGCCUCAUAGACAGGUUCCGUUACUCCGAGGACGACGUGGUGGGAUACCUGGUCCAGAUCCUCCAGGGAGUCGAGUACCUCCACAAUCGCCGCGUCCUCCACCUCGACCUCAAGCCCGACAACAUCAUGGUGACCAACCUCAACGCCAUCAAGAUUGUGGACCUUGGGAGCGCUCAGAGCUUCAACCCUCUCAGCCUCAAACACCAGGACUCAAGAGCCGGAACGCUGGAGUACAUGGCUCCUGAGAUGGUAAAAGGGGAAGUGGUUGGUCCUCCUGCGGAUAUGUGGACUGUUGGAGUUGUCACCUACAUCAUGCUUAGUGGCCGACUGCCCUUUGAAGACAAAGACCCUCUACAAGUCGAAUCGAAAAUCCUGAUUGCGAAGUUCGACCCGGUGAAACUGUACCCAAACGUGUCCCAAAGUGCCUCUGCGUUUCUCAAGAAGAUGUUGAGCAGUUACCCAUGGGCCCGUGCGACUACACGGGACUGCUUCACGCACGCCUGGCUGCAGGACUCCUACCUGAUGAAGCUGAGGAGACAAACUCUCACCUUCACCUCCAGCCGACUCAAAGAGUUCCUGGUGGAGCAACAGUGCCGUCGCACAGAGGGCGCCACCAAGCACAAAGUGCUGCUGCGCACCUACCAGAGCUCCCCCCAGGCCCCGGCGCCUGGGACUGCGCCGCAUGUCCCCGGCCCAUAGUGGACCGACGGUGGAAAGGCCAGGGCCAGACGCGAGCUCGCGGAGUCCCAUCAGCCCACGGCGAAGCAAAAAUAACGACUUUUCUGCGCGUCAGCUCCCCUGCGAAUUACCGCUGCAUGAAAAAUGUCAGCCUGCCAAGUACGUAGCCACCGGUAAACAGGCAGGGGGACAGGCAGACAGCCGGAUAUAGCUCAAAUAUCCAAAGAAAAGAGAGUCUGCAUGUUAUUGUGAGAGAACUGAACAUUCAGCGCUAAGGGGAUUCUGAGAUGAAACAAAAAGAGAAACGGAGAGAGAGAAGCGCACCGUGACAUCCGAAUUGUUGAGGUUCAGAACUCCUCAUAAACUGUAAAAUCCACUGAAAGGACACAGGAUGUCGUGGUUUUUCUUUGAUUGAUUGCACAAUUUCUCCGUCAUAUUGUGAAUUCUGAAAUUGCACAUUAAUAUUUGGUUUAGAUAAACACCUCGUCUCCACUCUGCACGAUCAGCCUGGAACAUGCGCGUCGUCAACGUUUCUACUCUGCAACCGUGUUUAUUUCACUCAAUUCAGUAGUAAACAACUCAUGUGAAUGUACCAUGAUUUAAGCUGCUAUUUUAUUUUUUGCAUUUACUUACACAUUUUAAAACUCAAAACCAAAAAGUAUUAUUUUUCUCUUCAAAUUGUUUACUUUUUAAUGUUAAUUUAUUUGCAUGUGUGUGUGUGUGUGUGUGUGUGUGUGUGUGUGCGUGCGUGCGCAUAUUUGAUUCACUUUUUCAAAUUGGCAUCGAGGGAAAAAAAUAAAUAAAAAAAUAAGGUGUGUCUUUGUGAUUGGUGUUAGGAUUCACACAGUAAAAACGAACUAUUUUAGGGUGAGCUACGAAUUUGUGGUACAACUUCUUGUUCUGUGGUUAAAACUGGUCUCUAACUGUAACACAACUAUGAAAAGCAGUCUGUAAUGUAGAUAACGUUUUAGUUUGAAAAGUCAUGCACAACUGGUAAAUUACUGUUGUUUCUCAGUAUUACGCAGUGGUUGGUCAGGUUGCUUAAAUCGUGAUCCACCUAGUCAGUGCCUCAAUCGGAUUAACAUCCAAAAUAUUUAUAUUGUAAAAUGUGUCUCCGCUGGUUCUAAUUCACAGUCGAGCUACUUGAACAAAGCAAAAAUUUGACUACAAUAUUUGGACUUUGCAAGAACAGACAGAUGCAUAUAGAUUCUUACAUACAUGCACACAUUUAUACAUGCAUACAUACAGUACAUGCGGUCCUUGUAAUAAUAGAACGUCUUGUGUAUUGCUCUAUCACGGUGUUCUUUUUUUGUAUGAAGUUGGACGGUUGAAGAUUUGUAAAUGUACCAAUUUGCGGUGUUUAUAUGUGGAAAAAUUGAAAAUGUUUUUAUGAGAUAGUAUGUAAUAAACUAUUGAUACA